CUAUUAAACAACUCCUCCUCCACGUGCUUCUGCAUUUGGCCGCGAUUUCGAUAGUACACAUUUAAAAAUCAUCUUCUCUCUCUUCUCUCUCUUACACACUCUCUUUCUCAGUCCUCCUUCAAAGGAUAGAAGUUUUGGAUUUACAUCACAACAGCAAGAUUAUUUUUAAAAAAAAAAAAAAAAGAAAGAAAAGAAAAAGCUCCACAGAUCUACAGACAUGCAACCCUAGGUUUUCUCUAUUCCUUUCAUUCAUCUUACAAGCACCGCAGAGAUAGAGACAGAGACAGUGAGAAGAAGAGAUGGGAGAUAAAGGAGAAGAUAUUGGAGAAGGCAUGCAAUGCAGCGAACACCCCUACAGGAAGAAUCCAGGCGGCAUCUGUGCUUUCUGCCUACAAGAGAAGCUAGGAAAGCUCGUCUCCUCUUCCAAAUCCAACUCCUUUUAUCCCAUCGCCGCUCCUUCUUCCUCCUCAUCCUCUCCCUCCUUCCGCUCCGAUGGCGCCGUUCCCCCCUCCAACCAAAUCCCCUUCUUUGCCCACAAGAAAAAGAAGGUAAUGUCAUCCACCGACGCCAACCUCAUACUCAAGCGUAGCAGAUCCGUCGCCGUCCCUCGCCAUCUCUCCUCAUCCGACGCCAGCGAUGACAGCCCCCGCAAGAAGAGCUUCUGGUCCUUUCUCCACCUCUCCAGGCGUAGGGCCUUACGAGAUGGGCAGCCGCCGCCGCCGCAGCCGCAGCAGCAGGCCCCCUGCGCCGGAGUAGGACGGAAAGACAGCAACAACAAGGCUAGCUCAGGCGGAGAUGAGAACGAGAGCCCGAACAGUAGCCAUGCGUCGUCGGCAGCAUCGUCCUCCUUCGGGAGGAAGGUAGCGAGAUCGAGAUCGGUGGGGUGUGGUAGCAGGAGCUUCUCAGGGGAUUUACUGGAGAGGAUAUCGACUGGUUUGGGAGACUGCGCGCUGAGGCGAGUGGAAUCGCAGAGGGAGGCGAAGCCGAAGAUGGUCCUGCAUCGGGUGGCUGAUAAUGAAAGGAUCAAACAAAGGGUGAAAUGUGGAGGAAUUUUUGGAGGUUUUGGGAUGAGCUCUUCUUCCUCCUCAUCUUAUUGGCUCUCUGAUGAUUUCAAUGGCAGGAUUUCAAGUGGGCCCACUCACCAUGGUCGUAACAGUAGCAGGAGCUGGGGCUGGGCUUUUGCUAGUCCCAUGAGAGCUUUCAGGCCUUCCAACAAAUCCUACAUCGCUACUUCCGAUCAAGACGCUGGUAAAAGAAGAGAUCAUAUCCAUAACGCCGCUGCCAACAACACUUCCACCACCACCAAUCACAUCGGUGCAUCUCCUUCCUUAUUGGCGGUCAGAAGCUAGCUCUCUCUCUCGUUCGCGUUUUCUUCUUCUUCUUCUUCCUUUCUCUCCAGAUUUGUUUUUUUUUUUUUUUCAAUGAAAUCAUCUUUCCUAUCUUUUUUGGCUUGAUUUUUCUCCUUUUUUUUUUCUUUUUUUCUUUUUUCUUUUUUUUAAUUUGUCACACUGUAUUUCUACUGUAUCUACUUGGAAUUAUGAAGACAUGACAAGUUAAUGAGAUGUGUUUCUAGGCA
Messenger RNA from Magnolia sinica, 1576 nucleotides. RefSeq lists its product as uncharacterized. The record is from RefSeq and is a predicted model, not a curated record. NCBI's taxonomy places the organism in Eukaryota, Viridiplantae, Streptophyta, Magnoliopsida, Magnoliales, Magnoliaceae. Bases 300 to 1349 code for a protein of 349 amino acids. The transcript has a single exon.